AUGAUCGCUAAAAGUGAUUUUUCUUGUAGUGAUAGUGGUGACGUCGAUGAUAGUCAUGGAGGUGGUGCCGGUGGUGGAGGGUAUGAUGAUAGGAGCGGAGGUGGUGGUGGUUUAGGGGGUUUAGGGGGACACCAUGGUGGAGGUUGUGGUUUCAGUGGUGGUGGGUUUAGGGGGGAUAUCGGUCAUGGUCAGCCUGGGAGAGGGGAGGGGAGCCAUGUAGGAGGUGGAGUGCAUGGGGGACAUGACGUAGGCGGCAAUGUCUCUGGUCACGGAUUUGGAGACUACUUUAUCGGGAUUCCUACGUGUGACAAGAGUCUGGCUGAGCAUCAGACGUACAUUAGCCUAGGUCAGAUGCUGUCUGAGCUGAUGGGCAGUGAGGGUCUUGAUGCGAAAUUUGGUGGGUCACAUUUCUUUGAUGAAAUUAGUAUGAUCAUGCAAGAGGAUGAGUUGGCCAGACGCAGAUCUCCAAUAGUUGGAUCCCAGGCUCGGGUUGAUGUGGACUUGAAUGAGCCCCCUUCCGGACCUAUGGACACCCCCAUCUGUGUUCCUAGCACCUAG
Molecule: messenger RNA, 558 nt
Organism: Arachis duranensis
Lineage: Eukaryota; Viridiplantae; Streptophyta; Magnoliopsida; Fabales; Fabaceae
Exons: 1
Coding region: 1-558 (185 amino acids)
Source: RefSeq, a predicted model, not a curated record